This is a messenger RNA of Penicillium canariense, 2526 nucleotides long. Its product is annotated as DNA cross-link repair protein PSO2. Gene Ontology annotation, molecular function: damaged DNA binding; 5'-3' DNA exonuclease activity. Gene Ontology annotation, biological process: protection from non-homologous end joining at telomere; interstrand cross-link repair; double-strand break repair via nonhomologous end joining. The transcript has a single exon. The record is from RefSeq and is a predicted model, not a curated record. Bases 1 to 2526 code for a protein of 841 amino acids. NCBI's taxonomy places the organism in Eukaryota, Fungi, Ascomycota, Eurotiomycetes, Eurotiales, Aspergillaceae.
AUGGCAGGAUCGUACGCCAGGAAGGCAUCCACCCCGUCCAAGGGGCCUGCGCCCGCGAAAUCAUCUUCUGUGAAAGGCAACCGGAGCAUAUUGAAUUUCUUUCAAAAGACAGACACGCCACCUGGGGCCACGUCCCGCCAGUCUCGAAUCACGCAGUUUGUUGGAUCAGCAGGUUCCCCGAAUAGCGGCCGAGGCACUCCCGCAUCGCAGCGAGGAAGUAGUUCCAGAAGCGAUACGAACGGGGCACUGUUCCUGGAGGACAAGAAAGGGCUGGCCAAGACUGGGCAGACUGCGGUGACGAUCGACUUGACCGAGAAGACCCGAUCACGGACGCCGGAAGAUAUCUGGGGCGAUGGUGACGAUUUUAUGGGACCGGAUGACUCCCGGUAUAAUGAGAAUGAUCUCUCCACCAAGCGUCGGAAAUUGGAUUCACCGAAUGCUUCAGAGGAGAAUGAAGAACGAGACGAUGCGUUGGAGCCAGCACAACCCGCGCCUGUCAAACAAUCGAAUAGUGGACCCUUUAUCGAUGAAUCAGACAGCGAGGACGACAUGGAAGCAUAUCGAGAGCUGAAAGAAGCAUCGCCUACCCCAGACAAGAUACAUGAAAAAACGCCCUCAUCUGUUGACGAUCCAACCAAAGACCCUCUUGCCGAGCCUAUACAGUCACCACUGGUAAGAGACGCCGCGAAUGAUACCAACGAUGAAUUCGCGAAUUUUGACGAUCUUGAAGAGGACGAGCUUGUAGGAGAAGAGUUUCGAGAAGAAACAUGGGAUGACGAAGAACACGAAGAAGAACGGCAUGACCUUGGGAUGAAUACGCCUAACGACCUGAAUCAAUCCAUUCGUGUCGAUUUCGAGGACGAGGGAUUGAGCGCUUGUCCGGUAUGCCAGAGAGCACUGGCAAGAUUCAAUGAAAUGGAGAUUUCGGCACAUGUGAACGACUGCUUAGACGGCAAGACUUCUACUCCUCCACCAACUACUACGACUGCCCCGACACCGAUACCUCUACCGCCGGAUUCACAGAAAGAGAGCUCAGAUAUAGGGCUGACACGCAUUGAGCGGGCUGCCAUCGCUCGGCCUGCACAGCGCGAUCCAUACUCACGGAAUGCUUCCGACGCACGAUCCGCAUUCUCUAAGAUGAUGGCAGGAAAUGCCGAAGACACAGCCUGGGCGACAGCGGCCGCCAAUGAGGUUUCAUCUCGUGGGAAGCAGGCCUACCAACGAACUUGUCCAUUCUACAAGAUCAUGCCCGGUUUUUCAAUCUGCGUGGAUGCUUUUCGCUACGGGGCGGUUGAAGGGUGUAAUGCCUAUUUCCUCAGCCACUUCCACAGCGAUCACUAUAUCGGACUGACCAAGUCCUGGUGUCACGGACCCAUAUAUUGCAGUCGCGCGACAGGCAACUUGGUCCGACAGCAGCUCCGCGUUGACCCCAAAUGGAUUGUGGAUCUUGAUUUCGAGACCACCUCGGAGGUGCCUGACACCGGAGGUGUGCAGGUCACCAUGAUUCCGGCGAACCAUUGUCCUGGGAGCUCGUUGUUUCUCUUUGAGAAGAGUUUCGGUAGUGGCCCCAGCGUUCGACGGCAACGCAUUCUCCACUGUGGCGAUUUCCGAGCUUCCCCAGCUCAUGUGCAACAUCCACUGCUACGACCCGACCCGAUCAAUCCAGUCACCGGCCAGCCGCGGCAACAACGGAUUGAUACGUGCUACCUGGACACCACCUAUCUUAACCCGAAGUAUGCGUUUCCUUGCCAGGACGAUGUGAUCACGGCGUGUUCGGAGCUCUGCGUGCGACUCAACCAAGAAGUCGGCGUGGGAAGCGAACUCGGGAACACGGGCACGGCUGGUCUCAUGAACAGAUUCCUAUCGUCCGUGACCCAAAGCGAUUCCGUCUCAGCGCGGUCAGCCCAGGCUGGUGGUCGAUUGUUAGUGGUCAUUGGCACGUAUAGCAUCGGCAAAGAGCGAAUCUGCUUGGGCAUCGCGCGGGCGCUUGGGUCUAAAAUUUUCGCCACGCCCCAGAAACAGCGGGUGUGUGCCUGUUUAGAAGACCCCGAGCUAUCCGCACUGUUGACGAGCGACCCCCGAGAGGCGCAGGUCCAUAUGCAGACGCUGUUUGAGAUCCGGGCAGACACCUUGGCCGACUACUUGGACUCGCUGAAACCACACUUCUCCCGAGUGGUCGGCUUCCGCCCGACUGGCUGGUCGUACCGGCCACCUGCCGGACGCAUGCUCGACAACCCCGCGGUACCCACGGUGCUGCGUGGUGAACACUGGAGGUCGUCUUUUACUGCCCAGCACCUGGUCCCACAGCGCGGGAGCACGCGGGAGAGUGCCUGUUUUGGGGUGCCUUACAGUGAGCAUAGCUCAUUUCGCGAGCUGACGAUGUUCUGCUGUGCACUGCGGAUCGGCCGGGUGAUACCCACGGUGAAUGUCGGCAGUCAGAAGAGUCGGGAUCAGAUGAAGAUAUGGAUCGAGCGGUGGGAAGGCGAGAAGAAGCGGAAUGGGCUAUUUUCGGCGGCGGAGUGGUAG